Molecule: messenger RNA, 564 nt
Organism: Dictyostelium purpureum
Lineage: Eukaryota; Evosea; Eumycetozoa; Dictyosteliales; Dictyosteliaceae
Exons: 4
Coding region: 1-564 (187 amino acids)
Source: RefSeq, a predicted model, not a curated record
AUGAAAUUCAUCAUUGUUAUAUUAUUAGCUUUCUUAGCUUUCGCCACUGCUAGGGUUACUUUCGAAAGUUCAACUAGUGAUUGUGAUUUUACCUUAGAUGCAGAUAAAUGUAAACCUAUUCAAUGUGCUAUCCCUCCUUCUGCUAUUAAACUUAUUGGCAAUAAAAAAUAUGAAUCAGGUUAUGCCUACCUAGCUGGAAACACCUGUAGUUCACUUAUCCAAAAGGAAAUUGAAAUUAUCUGUAAUCAUUCAAUUGCAAUUCCUUCCGAUGGUAAAAAUACUUUUACUGCUAUGUGCUAUGACUUUGAUAGCAGCAGCUCAUCAACCCUUUAUUUAAUGGAGUAUAGCUCUUAUUUCAUCUAUGGUGAUUACACUGUUUUUAUCCCUAUCCAAUAUACUGAAGAAAAUAUUGGUAAUAUUUUCACAUUUAGAAUUACCGAUUUUUGGUUCUUUUUUGAAGAAAUUAAAUGCUAUACAUAUUUAAAUUUAUUAUACUUUUACAAAAAAAUCACUCAACAAAUUCCUUACUUGUUUUUAUUAUUAGAAUUUAUUAGACCCUCCUAA